AUGAAGAAGGGCGAGACUGUGAAGCUGAUAAGUGCCGAAGGCUUCGAGUUCAUCGUCGACAAAAGGGCUGCCAUGGUUUCUCAGACCAUUCGCAACAUGCUCACGUCACCAGGUGGUUUCGCUGAAGCCGAGCACGGGGAAGUGACGUUUCCAGAGAUAAGCACGGUUAUUCUUGAGAAGAUUUGCCAGUAUUUUUACUGGUCUCUUCAGUAUGCUAGCGGCAAGGAAACUGAGUUCCACAUCGAACCUGAACUGACUUUGGAGCUCAUGAUGGCGGCUAACUAUCUGCAUACAUGA
Molecule: messenger RNA, 297 nt
Organism: Striga hermonthica
Lineage: Eukaryota; Viridiplantae; Streptophyta; Magnoliopsida; Lamiales; Orobanchaceae
Source: the annotation of a GenBank genome assembly